AUGUCUAAGCAUAUUGUAGAUGAGGUCAUUGAAAUAUUAAGAAAAGAUAACGCUUUUUUGAAAGAAUCAUAUUUAUAUAAGCAUUAUGAUCUAUUAGAUAAUGGUAUGGAAUCAUAUAAUACAUCUACAAUAUGUGAUUACAGAAUGAAAGACCCAAAAUUCCUUAAGCUGUGUUAUGAUCUAGAAGGUAUUUUAAAUAAUUUGGACAAUAUUUGUGAAGGAAUAAAAUCAAAUUAUAAUAAGUGUUGUGAUCGUCUAAUUUAUUGGUUAUACGGAAAAAUAAGAACAAGUAAAGCUAAUGCUAUAGAUAUAUAUAAUCUAUAUGAAAGUUUGAAAUAUAUUUUGAAAAAUAAGCCUUUUAAAAAUAAGAACUAUGUAUGCGAUAAAAUAUAUGACUCAAAAAUGUAUGAUAUGAGAGUGUUAAAGCAUAAGAGAGAAUUAUAUGAUUUUGUAGAAAUUUAUGAUAUUAUUGAAUCUAAAUUGAAGGCAAAAAACGAGCAUAAGGAUCUGUAUUGCAAGUACGUAGUGUAUAUUUUUCAAUUAUUUAAAAACAUGGAAGCGAAAGGAGAACAUGGGAUAUAUAAAGAUGAAGUUAUGCAUUUUCAGGAAAAAUUUUUGUAUAAGGAUGAUAUGUUAGAAUCAUUAGAUAAUUUAUGUCCAAACAUGUGUAUAAAAUCCGUUUUCGAUAAAGCGAGAAUAACUUUAUGUCCCUCCAAGAGGGCAGUUGUAAUGCCAACACAACUAAAAACUAAUGAAUGUGAAAACACCACAAAGGAAUAUCCAGAUAAAUCCCUAUCGGGAAUGGAAAAAUAUGUACAUUAUAACUUUUAUUUUAUAAUGAUUAAUUUGAAAUAUUAUGAGAGCAUCUUAAAAGAUUUAGAUGCAGACAAAAUAUAUAAAAAAUUGAACGAUAAGAAGGAUAUCAAAAAUUAUUGUAGUGACUGCAAUGAAGUAUUAUCAUUAGAAGAAAACUAUCCAGGGAUUACAGUUAUGUGUAAAAAGUUAGCAAGAAAUUUAAGAACAAACAUGUCCCAUAUUCAGGGUAAUGUAACUAAUGCCAGCGACCGUUGUUUAUAUUUUAUCCACUGGACAUAUGGUGAGCUAAAAAAAAUAUUUAAUAUAAAUUCGAGAAAUAUUCACAGCAUAGCGGAAGUUUCCAAAGUGCUUGAUGUAGGAACUAAAAUCAAUAAUGAGUUAAUACUAAAAGAUAUCCAUGAUAAUUAUGCAUCCAUACAGAAGGUGUUUGAUUCUAAAGCCAAAUCAUCACAAGAAUUUUAUAAAAAUUUUAGAGCAAAUCAACAAAGUGAUAAAAAUACCAAGUUGUCAAGUUUAAUAGCAGAAAGAUUAGUGUACAAUCAUGAAUUAUCUAAACAUAAGCCAUGUUUCCAUUACUUUGAUUGUAUAUUAGAAGAAUGUAUGGAAAUGAAAAAUUUGCAUGAUUAUUUUAAGAAUUUCGACAGCAUGAAAGAAGGCAAAAUAUCAGAAGCUAAUAACAAUAGAGAAUUGUAUUGUGAUUACGUUGCUUAUAUAUAUGGGUUGUACGAAAAAUAUAUAGAUGAUUGCUGUAUUUGUUACUUCGCUUCAGAUAAAUGUAUUGAAAAUUGUCCACAUUAUUUUAAAUGCGAUGAAAAGUAUGACCCAUACAACUUUUAUUCGGAAUUAAAAUGCGACAACAUUCUACCUGGGAAAAAAAUCACAAAAAAAGUAGGUAAACCUAAAAAUAUUAAUCACCAAGCUGUAGUGAAAACUGAAAAUGUUAAUCAACAUAUUGUAACUGAAAUAGAGAAUACGAAAAGCGUUGGAUAUGAAGAUUUUACAUGGGAUCCCUUCCCUUCAUUCUCAUUGUCUGCCUUCAGCUUCUUGGGGAUAUUUUUGCUAGUUUUCAUUUUUUACAAAGUAAGUACCCAUUGUUACGCUAAAAAGGUCGUUUUUUUUUUCGUUAAUUCGUACUCUAAAUUUAUAUAA
Messenger RNA from Plasmodium cynomolgi strain B, 1965 nucleotides. RefSeq lists its product as hypothetical. The transcript has 3 exons. Bases 1 to 1965 code for a protein of 654 amino acids. Lineage: Eukaryota; Apicomplexa; Aconoidasida; Haemosporida; Plasmodiidae. The record is from RefSeq and is a predicted model, not a curated record.